AUGCCGCCCUUCAAAGUCAAGGCGGUGUACGAGUACGAUUCGCCCCACCCUGGCGAUCUGCUCUUUCCCAAUGGCCAGAUCAUAACUGUCACCGAGGAGGAGGAUGACGAUUGGUAUGUGGGCGAAUACGUCGACGACAGCGGUAUCAAGCACGAAGGAAUCUUCCCCAAGAACUUCGUGGAGAAGGUUGAGCCGGCGCGACCGCCGCGACCUAAUCGUAAAUCGUACGUACCCGAGCAGCCUGCCGCCCAGGUAGCUCCUCCAACGCCCGAGGUACCACAGCAAGAAGCUGGGCCGGUGCCAGAGGAGCAACCAGACCCAGAUUCUCCCAAGGCCCAGGCGCCGCCGCCUGUCAAGAUCCCAGAUCAGACCAAGUCGCAGCCGUCACCCCUUUCUCCAACCUCCGCACACAGCGCGAAGGCUCAGGAAAUGCCGCAAGACCCUCCGCCAGCUCCUAAGCCAGCUCCAGCCGAGCCAAACACUGCUGCCCCAUCGAAGAAAGCACCUCCGCCAAUUGCUAAGAAAUCGGACGCUUUCCGUGAUCGAUUGGCCAUGUUUAACCAAGGCACUACGGCGCCGCAGCCGUUCAAGCCUUCUGCCGCCCCUUCCAGCUUCAUCAAGAAGCCUUUUCAGGCUGCAGCUCCGAGGCCUGAUGCAUACAUUCCUCCGCCCCGCGAUAUCCCCCAAGUGAAGACAUACCGCCGGGAGGAAGACCCGGAAAUUGCUGAACGCCAAGCGAGAGAUCAGGAAAUUGCCGAGCGUGCAGGUUUGUCUGGCCAGAGCCCCACUGCCGGGAACGAAGGCGAAGAAGAAGAUCAGCCGAAGGUUCUGAGUCUAAAAGAGCGCAUGGCUCUUCUACAAAAACAGCAGCAGGAACAGGCAGAGCGUGCAGCUACAUCUCACAGAGAGAGGAAACAGAGACCUCCUGUAAAGAAGAGAACAGAAUCACAUGGUCAAAUGGAUGAUCAUGAUGGAGCUAGCCUCGAGAAGGUGGCCAGCGGUGAGCCGAGAGAGCGCGGGUCUAUUGAUAAUGCUCGGCCGCCACGUUCUUCCACUGGGCUCAAAUCGCCCGACAUUCAUGCUAAUCGUGAACUUCUGAGUGACGCCAAUGAUGCCGACCAGUCCGGCGCCGGCGAGACGGAGGAUGCCGAGGGUACAUCAACAAGCGUCGAGGACGAUGAUGAGCGCUCUAGACACAAAAUGCCGUCAAGAGCUACCACCGCGCCUACCAAAGAGCCAGACGUUGGCGACGAACAGGAUGUCGAGGAAGAAGAGGAAGAGGAGGAAGACGAAGUGGAUGCCGAGACUCGGAGAAAACAGGAGCUGCGCGAGAGAAUGGCACGAUUGGGCGGUGGCUUCAAUCCGAUGAUGGGCGGAAUGAAUCCCUUUGGUGCUCCAAUGGGAGCUCCUCUGCCACCUAAAAAGAAAAAGGCUUCCGAGAAGAAGUCGACCGACGACAGCGAGCAGCCAAAUCUUCCGCAGCAGCGUGUACCCAUGUUUCCUGGCAUGCUGCCGGUCAGGAGCCCUGAAAUUGAGAAUAAGCAGCUUUCUGUAGAAAAGGAAGAUGAUAAUCCCCACCCCAUCACCAGCUCACAUGAGCCAGAGGAGGUACCUGACGUCGAAGACGUGACACCACAACAGUUGCUGCGAACGCCGACCGCUGAGCAGCCGCCUCCCAUCCCAUCUGAGAGGCGACCUGUGCCGCCUCUUGUUCCUGGUGGUGACCACACAAUUGAUCGUGCGGUUCCUCCACCUGUCCCUGCGUCAUCUCGACCUCUACCUCCUCAUCCCCCAAUUCGGUCGCCUAGCCCCGGCUCAGAAUCUGGUGAUGAAAUCUCAGAUGCUCCUCCUCAAUCAGCGACAUCUCCUAGAACACCGUCAGCCCUGCCACCAUCAAAACGGAGCUCUUACCUUGCAUCAGAUGAGCUGUCAGGAGAUUCUCCUGAUAAGCGUGUGGUGCCGCCAAUCCCAAUGGGCAGCCCACCAUUCUCCCCUUCAGGGGCUGGUCGACCGCCCCCACCUCCGCCACCCACUGGUGCUCCUCCCUCUCGACAGCCGACCAUGGAUAGCAUCGUAAGGAAGGUCGACCGUGAAGGCGAGACCGACUAUGAGGGCGAUUACGAUACCGAUAUUGCGUCCGGCGCUACGCAUAAGGAUGCUCUGAAGUCGCAUGUUAGGGAGGCUAGCAUUGGUGACAGCACAUUAGCUGGCGAUGACACCCCCGUUCGCUCUCCCGUCACGCCUUCAGCACCUCCACCUUUGCCUCCGUCGUUGCCUCGUGCUGUACCACCUCCGCCGCCGCCGCAGCCUCCUAACAGAGCUUCGAUGGAUGCCCCCCGAGGAGCACCACCGCUACCGCCGGUUCCGCCGCCGACUCGUGAUGUCUAUGACGAUGAUGAUUAUGAUCCGUACAACACCGCCACCGCCGCAGGCUCGCCCACCGCCCCGUCGAUGCCCCCAGUACCUCCUCCUGUUCCGCAACAGCAGGACGUGGAGUCGGAGGAUGAAGACGAGUUGUAUGCUCCCCCUUCGAGGAAAUCACACGAUCGACCUCCUCCUCCACCGCCGCAGGCUCCUCCGCCUCAGCAUGCACCUUUGCCCCCUCUGGUAGACCGGACAGCACCCGCUCCUCCUCAUGAUCGUGCUGCACCACCUCCGCCGCCGCCUGAGGCGUCCCAGCAGCCGCGGCCUUCGAUGGGUCGAAAGUCCUUGGAUGUCAACCGAUCAAUGCAGGGAGGCCGCACCUCAAUGGACCAGCCUCGCCCAUCAGCGAGCCAAGAGUUCAUUGCAAGCGAUCUCGACUUGGGUGCAUCCAGCCACUGGUGGACUCAGCCGAAUAUGCCGCCUCCUUCAGUCCAAGGGCGCAACGACAUCCUUUACGAGAUGGAUGAAUCUCAAUCAGGCAACUCCUUUGAGAAAGCUGUCUUCGUCUUGUAUAUGGACUAUUCCCAGACCAUCAUCACAGCUCGCUUCCAAGCGAACGAUGUGUCAAAUGUACACCUCGAGCAGCGCCACGACCCACCGCCUAGUCGUUUGCGUCAAGACCAACUCGAAGCAGCCCACGAGCGCUUCGGCAUGCGCAUAGCCAAAGACGUCGAGUCAAAGCAGAACACCGUUGUCGGCAACGGCACGCCGCAUGGGCUGAUUGAGGAGCUUCUCCGCCCAUACAGCGACGCUCUUAAGCCCGUCGGUACGCGCGCCUUCGGCGCCCUCGUCUACGCUAACCUCGCCAACGCGAGCACUCAGCAGUACGAUGAGAUCCGGCCCGGCGAUAUCAUCUCCCUGCGCAAAGCGCGCUUCCAAGGAAAGCACGGCGCCAUGCAUGCCAAAUAUUCCGUCGACGUGGGGAAGCCGGAUCAUGUUGGUGUGGUGGUCGAGUGGGAUGGGAAGAAGAGGAAGGUUAGAGUGUGGGAGCAAGGGAGGGAGAGUAAGAAGGUGAAACCGGAGAGUUUUAGGAUGGAGGAUUUGCGCUCAGGGGAAGUCAGGGUUUGGCGCGUCAUGGCGAGAAGCUGGGUCGGGUGGAGCUAG
Molecule: messenger RNA, 3528 nt
Organism: Didymosphaeria variabile
Lineage: Eukaryota; Fungi; Ascomycota; Dothideomycetes; Pleosporales; Didymosphaeriaceae
Gene: BBC1
Product: assembly of actin patch protein
Exons: 4
Coding region: 1-3528 (1175 amino acids)
Molecular function (GO): protein binding
Source: RefSeq, a predicted model, not a curated record